AUGACCCCAUCGGAACAAGUAGGCAUUGCAAAAGCAUCGCACUAGUAUAAGUUGCAUGCACAAUAUUGGAUUUUCUCAACUUCUUGAAAAGUGGAACUUGCAGUGCUGAUUUGCCUUGGAAGUAGAGACAUUCUGUCAUGCAAGAUUGAAAUUGGUAGGUUAUGGUUUUGCUCUUGGUACGAAUGCGAUACUUUUGCACAGGACAAGAAGUCAUGGAGUACAAAUUGUUCGUCGGGAACCUUCCCGCUGACAUCAGCGAGGAAGACAUGUAUUGAGAGGAAAAUUCCCCCUCCCCUUGAGAAGUACUGCUCAAACAAAGGGGAAAGCGCUUGUUUUGUGUGCUUACCUAGUAUUAAUACCUUCGCGUUGUAUUUUAAUUCUUUAAUUUUGUGCGCAAUGUUGUCCUAUACCGUUCGGGUCAUUGUUGGGACAUCUGUCAUGCCGAACCACUAAGACUCUGCUCGCUACACUCAGUCACAGGAUUAGCAUCUACGUGUGGUGGCUUGCUGCAAUACGGAGCGAGUUGCGUGCACGAGUUUUUCCAUUUCGAUAUGGGAAUGGGGGGGAUUUUUCAUCACGAUAGCACGCGCACCGUUUUCACCACAUACGGAAUGGUCACGGACGUACACAUUAUGACCGGUAUAGAGUAGUUUUCUUUUCAGUACUUAUCUGGUAACCAAAGCCCGCGCGCAAAGCGCUCUUUGCGAGAUGCUCAUCCAUCGCAAACGCAGCGCGAAGGCUUUGCCGUUGCCAUAUGGGAGGGACUCGGGAGUAUGCAAUCACUCGCAAAGUCGGGCAUUUCCAACUGUGUUUUGCCUUCAGAAAGCGGAUCGGAGGGAAUUUGUGCGAAUUUUGCCGAAAGCAGCCAAAACAGCAAUUACCAAGCGAGAAGAGGGUAAAAAAGAGCAGUUUUGCUGCUCCGCCCGGUCUGAAUCUGAAAAAAGAGAAAAGUAUUUUCGGCUAGGGCCGAUGGUGUGAUGCGUUUUAUAGCGGAAAAUGCGUCACUACCAGGCAGCCCCGGCCGCUUAAAAAUUGAAAAAAAAUGCUUAAAAAGUGCGUUUUUUUACAGCAUGCAAGCGGGCGACAAAAUUUACCAAAUUCGUCCAGAACCUGGAAACCGCUUGAAAAUUGAAAAAAAAGACGAAAAAAGUUACAUUUUUCGCAGCGUGGAAGCGGCCGGGAGAAAACGCGGAUUUUCUGCAUGGCGCAGCGGCCGCUUAGUAAUAAAUUGAAAAUGGCGUUUUUUUGUGAAAAAGCAGAAGCCGCUUGUUGAAAAUUGCCGCUCAAAAGGGGUUCGCAAAAUUUUCCGCAGGCCCGUACCACCGGGAUUGGACGAAGAAAAAACAAUUAUCAAGCCUGUGGAGGUGUGUCACACGGGCACGGUUUUCGACCUCUCUGAGGUCGCAAACUGGAACCCUUCCCAGGCUUGGAAAAGCUCGAUCUGGGUGGCCCAAAAGGCCAGCCGUGACCACCUACGGAAUGGUCACGGAUGUACACAUUAUGACCGGUAUAGAGUGGUUUUCUUUUGGGGCACUUACAAAAGGCGGCGUCUCUAUCAACAUGGAGGAAGACUUGACAGUAGCGCUACGCGCGAAUUGCAAAUUUAAAAGUUUUCAUUCAGUUGUACGAGGACAGCAAUAAAUAAUCCAUACCCCCUCCACAAAUCAUAAUCAGGUCGGUCCCAGUCCGGUGCGGCAUGUGCGUUCGUGCACUACGCUGAUCAGGUGUCUGCUGACCAAGCAAUCGCUGCUCUGAAUAAGACGUACAAAAUUCGCAUCGAUGCGGUCGACCCGAUCACGGUAAGUUUAGUACUGCUGUUGCUGGGCAUUUGUUUCAUCUGGGAAAAGAAGGCUCAAGCACCAUCUGAUGGUGAGUAUACGAUGAUUUCAAAACUCAUGUCGAGAGGGAGUUUUUCGAAUUCCCUGUUUAUCCAAGAAUUAUCAGACGUUAUUGCUGCGAAUACACUAUUCAGGUAUCGUAUGCCAAGGUCGACACCCGCGCUUCAGGCUCGAUGACAAGUGCAGGUUCUUACGCGGGAUCCAACGCCGCCGCAGCAGGUUUUAAUCCAAUGCUCCAGGGCGCUCUGAAUCCGUACGGAAUGUAUGCGACGGAUCCGUACGCCGUAUAUGCGCAGGUACGACGAGGAAUUGAAUUAGUAUAUUUGUGUGCAUGUUGACAGUGGCGUUUCUUAGGCGUGACCAUCAGGAGCAAGUCCAAAAUUGUGAAGCGCAACAAGUUCAACUUCUUUCGCCACUAUGGCUCCAUGAUGCAAGAAACAACACAAAUUGUCAUUAUACAUAUAUCAGGCUCUCGCGCACCAGCCUCCGGCCGUGGCGGGGCACGACUUUCUGAAUCCGCUUUACAACCCGCUGUACAAUCCGGCCGGCAUGGCGAUGGCCGGUGGGAAGGGGCCGGGAGGCAUGAAUCCCAAGGGCCCCGGAGCGGCCGGCAUGGCCAAGGGCGGCGGCCACAAUGGCAUGGUGCACAACCAGAAUCUUCCCAUGGGCGCCCAGGUCCAGAACGGCAUGAUGCAACACAACGGCAUGCAGCAGCAGGCCGGCGGGGCCGCGGGAGCCGCGGGUGGUGGCAGUUACUACGGCGGCGGCAAGGGGGGUGGACCGCGCCCCGGGCGCAAUCCGCACCCCAACCACCCCGGUAUUAAGAAGAAUUUCGGGGACGCUUGACCCACCUAGGAAUUUCGCAAGGCUGCUGUGCUGCAGUGCUCGAUCAAGGAUUUGUAGAUUUCGCAAUCAUCUGGAGAUGAGACUACUUGCAGUUGCUGUGCCUUCGAAGACACACGCACUUGCAUCAGUUAGUAUCAUACACAACACGAACAGAUUUUGAUACUAGUCGUAGUCCGUGGUUCCGCGCGUCGAUUCUUCUCCAAAUGAAGGUGAAAGGGGUUUGGAGAAGCUGCGGGAUCUUUUGCUAUAUGCACCUACUGACGGUAUCGUGAGUAUCGGUAGGCACAAGAUCGACGAGAGCGUGUACUUGCAGCACAGCAUGACAAAGUGAAAUUCCGCGGUGGUGCUACGUCCUCGCUCUUCGUUCGCAUACAGCGGAAGAUCUUCGUCGGCAACCUACCCACUGACAUCACCAAGGAAGUGCUACGACAGGUAAGUACUGAAAGAACGGCUUUUUGAUAUGCCGGCACAUCCAUUUUUGCCUCUACGUGGCUUGAACAGGAGCAGGACGACACUGUGAUUGGAGGUGUACUAUGGAAUAUGCGGAAUGAAAAAAAAACAAAAAAGGUUUUUUCCACAUAUGGUGUAGUGACGGAUGUGCACGUUAUGGUCGGCAAGUCAGACAGUGGGCAAGCCUAUCAAAUGUAAAAAUGUCUCGGUCUGGAAGAGUGCAUGUUUGUCAUGCUUGUCUGGCAUAACUCUCAAAUCUGUCAUGCACGUUACCCAAGAGCGCCGUUUUUCUGUCAUGCAGACACGCAGUUUGUCAUGCAGAAUAGGCAACACCGAGAAGCUCAGAAACUUGUCAUGCUGAGCCAGCACUCGUGGCCUCCUCACGAUACGCCACCCAGCAUCACAAGUUUCCAGACCCAGACAUUUUUGCACUUGAUAAAGCCUGUGCGUUUGUGGAGUACCAGCAGCAAAUCGAGGCCCAGACCGCGAUUAUAUCAAAUGCAAAAAUGUCUGGGUCUGGAAACUUGUGAUGCUAAAAUGUGCAUGAUGGAAACGCUUCCGAAUGCAGUCCGGCAUGACAACUUCCCAAAACGCUUUCUCAUAGGCAAUCCGCAUGAGAAACUGCGUUUUUGCAUGGCAAAAGAGGCUGCGACUUUUGUUGGUUAUGCAAUACAGAUUUUCUAGGUAUGGAAAGCUAGCAUUACAAGUUCCAACCUUCCAGACCCAGACAUUUUUACAAUCCAUAGAUUAACACGCUAAACAACAACUACGAGAUCCGAGAGGGCUGCGGCAAGAUUGUCUGCCGCUUCUACGAAAAACCGGAGCACGGGCAGGGCGGGCACCGCGGCGCCAAGGGCGGCUUUGGGAAAGGCAUCAAAGGGUCCGGAAAAUACGCCGGGGGCAAGCACAUGAACUACUUGCAAGGUACAGGUAUUUGAUGUGCAUCUAUAUCUUCUGUAACUGUAACAUGAACUGUUACUGAUAGUGUGGUAGCGCAGGAUCGAGAAACGAGACCUCAAGGACUGCUUGAUGCUCAUUCGGUCCCUCUAGCAGUGCAACGAAUUGAACUACGUGCUGGUCAUGUAUUGACUUGCAGUUAAAUGAGAUGUUGAAAACAUCUGCAUCAGUUGCGUUUCGAAAUUUCGUUCCCGGGUGAUCACUCUCUCAGGUUCCGCAAUGCCGGAUCAGACGUAUAACAAAGCCGCACAGGCCCAGCACUCCGCAUUCCUCUCUGGAGCGCAAAGUCCGACAAAGGCGCAAGGUACAUUUCAUGUUGUGUUUAUUCGUCAACCUUGACAUGGUACAUUGAAUCUCGUUCAUGUUCUUGAAGAAAUUUUUGCCUUGUCAUGCAACGACACGUUUUAUAUUCAAUUCACAAUUUUCACAAAUAAGUCAAAGUGCACGAAAAUAAAAACAGAUGCGAACGAGCAGCCGGUGCAGUUGAAGAUGUCAUCAACGCCAAACACGAGUAAUGGAGCUGUUACCACCGCCACCGACGCAGAAUUCCUGAACAGCAGGUUAUCAGCCGUUCCUAGCACUAGUUGUGGCACUGACCUAGAGAAUUUUCAGUACAGUAGCAACGGGACAACUGCAACCCACUAGAGGACGACUCAUUCUUUCUGUGUGUAAAAAAGGGUAGUUGAUGUAGGUCUCUUUUAGAACUUGCAAAGGGCGGCGUGUCACGCUAGAGAGAAAUUCAUUGUGCGUGUGUGCUGUUCCUUUCUAUCUUUCUUGCUGAGUACGGACGUGAAGUCUACUUCACGGCGCUUCUCAGAGGAAUUGUGCUUCUCUAGAAAAGCAAACUUUUAGAGUAGAUAAAAACUAAAUGCGGAGAAGCAAGACGGCACGACAUUCAGCAAUGACAUAAAAAGCUUCGAGAAGCUUAUUACCCCAUACUUUUUACUGCUUUUGGCAUAUUACAGAUGAUUUGUGAAUUACAUGAAAACAAAGACAAAGAGACACUUCCCCAGCCACAAUCCCGAGACAUACAUUCAAAGGCGUGUAACUUAGAUCUCUUUUGUGGAGCACGUUUUCGUUCUCUACAAGUACAUGUCGACACUACUCUUCAUACUGAAAUGAAGGAACACAACAUUGGGACAGCAAACUUCCGAUGCGUAUGCUAGUACGAGUAUCCCUAUCCCCUUAGUAGGUACUGGAAGAGUGCGAAGUAAUAUAUAACUUUCACGAUUUAGGUGGAGGUGCAGCUCUUGUAGCUCGAUGUCGUUUUCUGAUGAUCAGGAGCGGGGCUAUUCAGGCUUUCAUACCCGAAUAGGGGCUGUAAAAGUGCUAGACCUGCUUUAAGUAUCGACAGGGUCGUCGUACCGAAGUGCGCGGUGCUGCACCUGCUAUAUCGACAUUGAGUCUCUCAAUUCCUACAGCGUAGGACCAGGACCGCUACCGUAAUCUACCAUCUGCUUUUCAUUCAUAAAUACAACCGUGAAUAUUCGAGUCCUGCCGCUUGCACUCCAACUUUUCUAUACUUUUACUUACACACUGCAAGAGUCAUUCCCUCCAAAUCAGGAAAUCGCGACGCUUCUGGGGAAGCCACACCCACAUAAUGCAAGCACUACAGUUCUCAGAAAGAGUCAAAAACUACUUUUAAGUGCUUCACACUCAGAGCAUAGAUAAGUAAAAGCACUCUCCCUGAUUGUUAGUUAUAUGAAUCGCAGAUGCUGUUUUUGUCAGGUUCAUCUAUCCUCUUAUUAUUCGCACCUUUUCCCCCAUGCAAAAGCAAAAUAUAAAUAAGAAUCGGAUGGAUUCUGACCGUCCCGAGUUGGGCACACACGACAUAGUAAAUCCUAAUCCACAACGGCGGACCACACGCUGUUUGUUGGGUGCAGAACUCAUGAAAGCAGAAGAAGUUAAACCUUUGACCACAUUGGCCGGCAUCUUCUUGUUUAGGAGCAGGCUCUCUUUGGAAGGAAAACAAAAUCUGUGGUAACUGCACAAGAAGGAAAUGGGUGCAGUGUAAAAGGGCCAUGUUGUAGUACUACUCCGAGAAACAGCGAACUGCGAACAUUAUUAAGCGGUAUAAUCCAUAGGCCCCUUGGCUUUGCUCAUCUUCCUGGGAAACCAUGUCAAGGCAAAAGAUGAACAAACGAGCUCCCAUGGACCGCACACGGAAAAGGCAUUCAUAGGACCAUUUAUUCAUAGCAAUACAGCAACAAGCUCACGAUCUGCAGUACAACAUCUUCAAGAAGAAAUUUUACUUGGCACUCUUCAUGUUGUCGAACAAGAAGAAGUUUUUGAAAAUUCGAAGAAAAGUUCUUCCGAAUUCCCUUGUACUAUGUACGAAACAUCAUAUCACGACCGUUAAUACAACUUGGAAGCCCCUCCUUUGCAGGCCGAGCUUCGCUUGCUUGCAAGUCUGAAAAACGGCAUCACCCUGCUGCUGCUCCGCGGCAAUUAUUUCUAGUUUUCUUCUAAACCCUUGUUAACCUAUACUACUGUUCUGGCCUCGUCUGUUUCCCUGAUUUGACUUUCGUGUUUCACUGUGACGUUUCUUUACUGUUUUGUACACCUUUCUAAUUCUAUUCCUGCUUCUAUUUGUUUUCGUGCGCGUGCUGUAUUCCUGAAUCACCAGUUGUUGGCGUAGGCCUUCAUCUUCUGUCAUUUAGUACACUUUGGACAAAAUAAAAGCUUAGCGUCGAAUUAGUUGUUGUUGUUUAUCACCCUGAAAACCCGUCUUUCGCUCCUUCUGCGCAGCGCUGAGCUUGAUAUCGUAUUUUUAGUUAGACCGCUACAGAUAACGGUGAAGAGAGGUGAUCUCUCCGCACCUGCUGAUAUCUCGGUUCGUAAAGCUUUAUCGGUACGGUCAUGAUUAUGAAGUGGAUCUCGAAAACCAAAACGUCGAAAAGAAAAAAAUUGAAAAUUCAGGUGUGCCGCCUCAUCGCCAAAGCCCGCAGCAACAAAGUCCACUACCGGGUCUCCGGGAGAGGAAGGUUUAUUUUGCUCUUAUUGAUUAAAAAAAAAAAUGGAAUUUCAAAAAUUCAUCGGACAGCAUUCUGAUAUUUGGUUGAUCACCUGUGAACUAAAGUCCACACGUCUAAAUCAAAAGGUAUGUCAACGAGCAGCCCGGUGCGACUGGGUGCGACCGCCAUUGCCUGA
Messenger RNA from Amoebophrya sp. A120, 7241 nucleotides. The record is from the annotation of a GenBank genome assembly. Lineage: Eukaryota; Dinophyceae; Syndiniales; Amoebophryaceae.